GUCUCUAUAUCUAGAGAGUGAGCUGGGGGCGGAUCGGUACAGUUUCCCAGCACAGAGAGAGAGGGAGAGAGAGAGAGAAAGAACGAACGGUCGGCGGAGGUAAAGAAAUCAAAAUCCAGAGCGCUGCUGGCCGCGGAGCGCCGAAACUGAUCAGGAGAGGAAGGAGAGCUGAGGGACUCUUUACAACCCGCUUCCAAGGGAGGGACAGACACCGGAGAAAGAGAUCCAUCAGCUCGGAUACCGACCCAGCGCUGUAUACCCCGCUUUCCCACCAUGUCCAAGCUCUCGGUGCUCCUGUUAUGCCUGCUGGUCCCCAGCCUGUGCGACAUUGUAUCGAUGUACCGCACAUCCAGACAGACCCAGGACCUCGCAACGUUAACCGAUCUGGAAGGAUCAGGGUCGGAUGAUGAAGAUGAGGGAUUUUACUCUGGCUCCGGGGGUUCAGGAUACCCCGACUUUGAAAGCGAGCUGAGGCUCACUACAGGAGUGACCAGGGCAGUCACGGCCACACCCGCCACCUCCGCCUUUGGCUCGGUCCAGCCCUUCGCCUUCACCUUCAGGAGCACCACCCUGACAAGCGGUAGCAGCACCCGAGUGCCGGCCCCCACCUCCGCCGCCCCCCCCACCCAGCGGGUUGCGACGGCGGCCCCCGCCCCCGCCACCGUGCCGGCCUCCUCCGCCGCCGCCACAACCCCGCGGGUGACCACGGCAAGCACGGGCGCGGCCACGACCUCCACCGUUCAGGCUCCGACCACCCACAGCAGCACCAUCGCUGUCGUCCCACUGGCCACCACGGUGAUAGCGGCCACCACCAAGCAGAGUAUGACCAGCGUGGGAGACGUUGCCAGACCUAUCUCCACGCCCAACCCACAGACAGAUAGAACAACCUUAGAAAGCUUCACGGCAGGCACGAGUAAAACCAUCCUGUCUGCUCCUUACGUCACAGAGAAAGCGAGUUCCAGUGAGCAGGUGGAAGAGGUGACCAUUAACAAUGAAGUCGAGGCUCCAGCGGCAGGUUCUCCAAGUGGAGACUUCGAAAUCACCGAGGAAGCGGAAGUGGCGAAUCCCGAGGCAAAUAACGAAGUGUUUGCAGCUAUCACACAGCCAACGGUCCGGGGCACUGGGAAAAUUGACCUGCCUGAUAUCAUAGACAAUGCAAUAGACUCUGGCAGUUCAUCAUCAGCUGCACAAUUACCCCAGAAGAACAUAUUGGAGAGGAAAGAAGUUUUAGUAGCGGUCGUGGUUGGGGGAGUGGUUGGUGCCCUCUUCGCCGCCUUCCUGGUCAUGCUGUUGAUCUACCGAAUGAAGAAAAAGGACGAGGGGAGCUACACGUUGGAGGAGCCAAAGCAGGCGAGCAUAGCUUACCAAAAGCCCGACAAGCAGGAGGAGUUUUAUGCAUAAACAAUUCGAGAGUGCCUCAAAUUGUUCGGACUGUAAACUGAUCAUUCUCUUUAAAAAAAAGUACAUAGAAAAGAAUAAUAAUCCCAAAUGUCACUUGAGCAAAGUUCUGCCGAGUCGGAGAGAUGUUUUAAUGCUGGCCUUUUUCACUCAUAUUGUUGAAUUUACUGUCAUUGUUCCAACUAAGACUCACGGGGGUGCGGGGAGGGGGGUGGGGUGGUGUCUGUAGUAGGGGGACCAGAAACCACAAAGCACAGCGACUGCUUCUAGACAACUGCAGCACCACAAUAGAACGGGGGCAGAGCACUGGGAGUAGUCUUGGCGACUGAGAAAUGCUGGAGCUUUGCAUAUCAAACAAAAAGAAUGGGUCUUAAUACACAUUGCUCACCCAGAAUGUUACAUUCCCUUAUUCGAACUAAUAGUUGCAUUGUUACCAAGGCUACUUUCUGCACCCCCCCCCCCACCCACCCCCACUUUCAGAACUCCUUGUGAGCCACAGCUUGGUACUGUGUUAAUGUUACUUUUCUGUUCUUGAAUGAAAAUGCUGAAAGAGGUGAUUCCUGUUUGAUUGCCCAGUGAAGAUAGACAAUCAAUCCCUGAUGUCUAUAGAGAGUUACUUUACUGAAAAUGCUUAAUGACAAAGUAUUAAUAUCCAAUGAAUAGCUGUGGUUUGAAGGGGACAAGACAUAUCCUUAAGUUAAUGUUGCUGAAUUUUUGAAUGAAUAUGCAGUAUGUUUGUGUCAAAUUGAAUAAAGAAAAGAAUUUGUUUUGAAAGAGCUGUUCCUACCUGUGAUUCAGAUGGAGAUUGAGGAGGGUUUGAUUUGAUCUAUAGGCAACACCGGAAAACAGAACCUACUCCCCUAAAAGUAGGCAUUCAGCUGUAGUGCGGUGUCCGGACAUUUCCCAUUCAUUGAUGUGCCCGAACAUUUCCCAUUUACUGAUGUGUCCGAACAUUUCCCAUUCACUGAUGUGUCCGGAAAUUCCCCAUUCACUGACGUGUCCGGAAAUUCCCCAAUCACUGAUGCGUCCCAACAUUUCCCAUUCACUGAUGUGUCCGGACAUUUCCCAUUCACUGAUGUGUCCGGACAUUUCCCAUUCACUGAUGUGUCCGACAUUCCCCAUUCACUGAUGUGUCAGAACAUUUCCCAUUCACUGAUGUAUCCGGACAUUCCCCAAUCACUGAUGGAUCUGGACAUUUCCUAUUCGCUGAUACGUUGGAUGGAAUAAAUCUGAAUGAACCACUGGGAAGAAGAGUGCUGGGAAUAGUUGUGUGUGAGCAGAGGUGGGCAAUUUGCCAUGACGUCCCGAAGCCUUUCUCCAGCUAAUCCUGCCCAUUGACAGCAGCAGGAAUCCUUCCCCCUUUGCCUUCUCUCCUUCCCUUCUCUCAAUUGUCCUUUCUUUCACUUUCCCUCUUAAUUUUUAAUGUCCUUUCUUCCUCAUUUCUCUCUCUCUCACACACACAAACUCCGCACCACCCACCCAUGCCUGCCCCCCUCAUUCUUUUCCCUCCAGUUCACCCUCCGCGGUGACCAAGUCAAGCAGCAGUAUCAUUCGCUGCGCCUUGCCCUCGCUCAGUAUCUUGUUUACAGCUGCUGUAGUAGCUGUUUUGAUGCUAUUACUCUGCAGGCUCUACACCUGGUUUUGGGACUAUUUAAUAAUUGUGCCCACAUCUGUCUAGCAGGACAGUCCCUGGCUCUGUUGACUAAUGUGCCAGAGAGCCUGCCUGGGGAAUAGGGUGAGCAACCAGGCAGAAAGUAACUUAAUUGGUAAACGUCACUAAAAAAAUGUUUAUACAUCCAUGGAAGUGAUAACCAGGAGAAUGUAAUGAAACUCUCUGGGUCAGCCUUGUAAUAAUCUGUUGAUAUUUGUCAAUUACAUUAUCUGAUGGAGGUGACAGGGCAAAGAUUCUUCCUGUUGUAGAAUAUGUUUGGCCGAUUUCCGAUAUAAGAAGCAACACACACAGAAUUCUGGGGGAACUCAACAGGUCAGGCAGCAUCUAUGGAAAAGAGUAAACAGUCAAUCCUUUUGGUUGAAGACCCUACUUCAGGACUGGAAAGGAAGGGCCUCGGCACGAAACGAUUGACUGUUUUCUCUUUUCCAUAGCUGCUGCCUGACCUGCUGAGUUCCUCCAGCAUUCUGUGUGUGUUGCUUGUACUGCCAGUAUCUACAGGUUUUCCCCUGUUUGUGUUCCUAUAUAAUUCAUUUUGUUCCGGGUACACUCAGUUGAGCGGGUACACUGCCCAAAAAAUCAUCCACACUUUGGGUGUUUAAAGAUUGCACACUGUCAAUGAUUAAUACUACAUUUGGAAACCAGCCGAUUAUCCCAGGCAUGCAUCUAGGAAGAGAAAUUAAAUAUUUCAGUGCUGGGAAAGUGAAACAAAAUUAACUUUUGGAUGGUCUGUCAAUUUCUGGAAGGGGCAAAGCAAGUUCAAUACUUUGGAGAAAGACGUCUGGUUUCAGAUUUCAGACGCACAUAGCUAUGGCUUCGCUCUUUCCAUUGCUGAUCAAAGGUCGCAUCAUGCUCUUCACGAUACAAUGGUCAGGUUUUCCUUCUUUACUUCGGUGCAUUCCAUUGAUGAAGAAUGGACGUGAUGCAUUUCCAACACUGUCUUCUCUUUAGGUACCGUCCCCAGAAGGAACGCUUUGGGUGAAAUUAUGUGGAUCGAGCUACUGAGCUCAUUAAUAGUGGGAACACGAUGGAGAGGCUGCAUCCCCAAGGUACAAGAAACAGGAGACUUAUUGCACUUUCUCUCAAAAAAAUUACCCUGGUCCCUACUGGGGGAAGUUGCAGUCUUCUCUAUUUCACUUUACCCCUUAAGCAGACGAUCGGCUGACUUUAAUCACUGUUAGCUGGGAAUUAGAAUUCCUGCCAUAUUUCCAAAUUAUUAGCCAUGUGUUGUCAAUGUCCAUCCCCAUACUUAAAUAUGCAAUUUGCUUAAUUAAGAGUCAAAAGCCAGUAACUUGAAACUGCCAGCUAGUCAUAAAAGUCUUUCAGGAAAGGAAUUCUGCUGUCCUUUCUUGGUCUGGCUCAUAUGUAACUCCCCACCUCCCCCUCGUACCCCAUCCGUUAUUUAUUUAUUUAUAUACACACAUUCUUUCUCUCUCUCUCCUUUUUCUCCCUCUGUCCCUCUCACUAUACCCCUUGCCCAUCCUCUGGGUUUCCCCCCCCCACUUUUCUUUCUCCCUGGGCCUCCUGUCCCAUGAUCCUUUCAUAACCCCUUUCCCAAUCACCUGUCCAGCUCUUGGCUCCAUCCCUCCCCCUCCUGUCUUCUCCUAUCAUUUUGGAUCUCCCCCUCUCCCUCCCACUUUCAAAUCUCUUACUAGCUCUUCUUUCAGUUAGUCCUGACGAAGGGUCUCGGCCCGAAAUGUCGACUGUACCUCUUCCUAGAGAUGCUGCCUGGCCUGCUGCGUUCACCAGCAAUUUUGAUGUGUGUAACUCCAGACUGAUUAACAAGCUUGGUUUCAACUGCCCCCCUCCCAACCCCAGUUCCACAAUAAUUGGGGCAGUAAAUAGUCACAUUAGGUUAUGAGAACACUCAGUCCUCUUUGAUUGUCAUUUAGAAAUGCAUACAUGCAUUAAGAAAUGAUACAAUGUUUCUCCAGAGUGAUAUCACAGAAAACAGGACAAACCAAAGACUAACACUGACAGAACCACAUAUAGUUACAGCAGUGGAAAGCAAUACCAUAAUUUGAUGAAGAACAAACCAUGGGCACGGUAAAGAAAAGUCUCAAAGUCCCCGAGUCGAUCAACUCCCGAGUCCCCGAUAGCAGGUGGCAAAAGGGAGAAACUCCCUGCCAUAAACCUCCAGGCACCGUCAACUUGCCGAUGCCUUAGAAGCAGCCGACCAUAGUCGACACUGAGUCUGUCCGUCCGAAAACUUUAAGCCUCUGACCAGCCCCUCCGAUACAGCCUUCUGAGCACCAUCCUCUGCCGAGUGCCUUCGACCUCGCCCCGGCUGCUGAAACAAGCAAAGCCGAGGAUUCAGGGCCUUCUGCUCCAGAGAUUCUGGUUACCACACAGUAGCAGCGGCAGCGAAGCGGGCAUUUCAGAAGUUUUCCAGAUGUUCCUCUGUACUCUCACGUCUGUCUCCAUCAAAUCAGGAUUGUGCACGGUCCCCUACUUGACAGAUAACAGAUAUUCAUCACCGGAAAGGCCGUGCGCACGGCUGUCGCGCCGCCAUCUUCCCCUCAUGACCAGUGAUGUCCACAUUCCCACAGAGAAGCAAGAAAAAAUAGUCUUCAUGUUCCUACCGUUGAAAACUCCCUGGCGGUAUCACUCCUGGGAAUAGGCAUUGGUCGAUAGGUACUGUGAGCAGCUUUAGGCCCCUCAUCUAAGAGAAAAAGUGCAGGGGUUAGAGAGGGUCCAGAGGAGGUUCACGAGAAUGAUCCAGGAAUAGAAGGGUUAAUGUAUGAGGAGCCUAUGGUGAUGUAAUUUGCUGUAAUUUAGAAGUACGGUGUGGGGUGGGGAGGGGAACAUCUCACUGAAACCUAUCGAAUAUUGAAAGGCCUAGAUAGAGUAGAUGUGGAGAGAAUGUUUCCAAAAGUGAGGGAGUCUAGGACCAGAGGGCUCAGGCACAUACAAGGACAUCCCUUUAGAGGAGAGAUAAGGAAGAAUUUCUUUAGCCAGAGUGUGGAGAAUAUGUGGAAUUUAUUUUCACGGAUAACUGUGGAUGCCAAAUCGUUGGGUAAAUUUAAAGUGAAAUCAGCGGCGGGGAAGAAGCUGUUCCUGAAUCGCUGAGUGUGUGCCUUCAGGCUUCUGCACCUCCUACCUGAUAGUACCAGGCUGGGGUCCUUAAUGAUGGACGCCGCCUUCCAAGUCACGGCUCCUUGAAGAUGGUGUUGGAUGGUAUCCAAGAUGGAGCUGACCAAUUUUACAAGUUUCUGCGACUUAGUUUGAUUUUGUGCAAUAACCCACACCACCCCACCCCCCACCAGACAGUGAUGCAGCCAGUCAGAACACUCUCCAGGGUGGAUUUGCAAAGUUUCGAGUGUUUUAGUUGACAAAUUAAAUCUCCUCAAACUCCUAUUGAAAUAUAGUCACUGUCUUCCUUCUUUGUAGCUGCAUCGAUAUGUUGGGACCAGGUUAGAUCCUCAGAGAUCUUGACACCCAAGAACUUGAAAUUGCUCACCCCCUCCACUUCUGAUCCCUCUGUGUGGAUUAGUUUGUGUUCCCUUCUUGAUUGGUCAGGGUGUCAAAGGUUACGGGGAGAAAGCUGCAGAAUGGGGUUGAGAGGGAUUAUAAAUCAGCUAUGGAUGAAUGGCAGAGCAGAGUCAAUGGGGGUGAAUGGCCUAAUUUUUCUCCUAUGUCUUAUGGUCAUAAUAUGUAAUUAGAAUAACAUUGGGUAAGUUGGCAGCUUUCAUCAUGAAGGUGGUCUUUGGAAUUCAUAAUGAUAAAGGAAGGGAAAAGAAGACAGAAUGUAUGAAUAUAAAAUGGAACAGAAUUAAUUCUGUACUCACAGGUCUAAUUACAUGCUCCUCUCAAAACCCUUUUUCACCUGAAGACUACACUCUCAAUGUGAUUAGCCACAAGGGCCCGCAAUAAAAACCUCGUAUUUAAUCAAGAAAGCGAAAUGCAGAAUAAAGGCUGUUAACCUAAAUUAUCUUGAGUGUUCCUCCUAGGAGCUGUUCCUGAGGCUUGACGUAGGAAGGUAGAUGAAUUUUACAUUUUGCCCUCUAUAAUAAUUAUUAUUUUAGAGCCCAUAAGUAGGCUUUUAUGUAAGCGCUCCGCAAGUUUUUAUUGCUGCAGUCUGUUCGGUUUCUGCCCUAGUGACAUGUCGAUGUCACUGCAUGACUUUAGACUCAAAAUAUAUUCCUUCAAAAUUUACUCAUUUAAAGAUAUACUUCCAAGCCUGCUGAGAGAGUGACUGAAAUGUAAGUGGAGUAAUAUUGGGGAGAAAACUUACAUUCUUUAUGAAUAUUAUAUGCACUCAGUGGCUACCUUAAUUUAGUACCUCCCGCAGCUAAUAAAGCUGCCAGGGGCUGUACGUUCCUUGUGUCCUGCUGCUGUGGCCCAUCUGCUUCAAGGAUCAACGUGUUCUGCGUUCAGAGCUGCUCUUCUGCACACCACUGUUGUAACGUGUGGUCAUUUGAGUUACUGUCACCUUUCUGUCAGCUUGAACCAGUCUGGCCGUUCUCCUCUGACCUCUUUCAUCAACAAGGUGUUUUUGCCCAUUGGGCUGAUACUCACUGGAAGUUUUUUUUUAUUUUUGCACCAUUCUCUGUAAACUCUAAAGGCUUCUGUGCAUGAAAAUCCCAGGAGACCAUCGGUUUCUGAGCUACUCAAAGCAACCCAAUCAUUCCACUGACAAAGACACUCAGAUCACAUUUCUUCCCACAUUCUGAUGUUUGAUCUGAACAGCAACUGAACCUCUUGACCAUGUCUGCAUGCUUUUAUGCAUUGAGUUGCUGCUACACGAUUGGCCAAUUAAUUAUUUGCAUUAACAAGCAGGUGUACCUAAUAUUGUCCAGUGUGUACAUGUCCUUUAUGAGGCUUUAAAUGAGCCUGAUCAGUUCAGGUCAGAUUAAAAUUAUUAACUGAUUCAUCAGGAUUACAAUUUAAUUAAAUUCAGCAUCAAGGUGAAGAUUCAUGUUGGUCUUUAUGCUUGGCCAUACGGAUCCAUGUCGGUCUUUACGUUUGGCCCUGCAGAUCCAUGUCAGUCUUUAUGUUUGGUCCAACAGAUCCAUUUCGGGCUUUAUGUCCCACCCUUAUCAGGCAACCCCAUCCUUGGAGAAUGGAGGAUGUAACUUGCAGCCUGAUUUUAUAUCGCAAUUUAUCCAACAUAUAAACAGAUGGGAUACGAUGGGAAGUUAGCAGCAUGGGUCUCUGUGAUUGGGUUAGGUUCAGAUCAGUACAGAUAACUUCACCCAACAACUUAGAUAAACAGAUGGCUAUUUAGUACGAGAUCAUUCCUUAUAUUGAAGAACAUUACGGUUUUUAAUUUUAGAAUAUUAGUUAAGGUACUUAACCAUUAAGUAGCCAAAGCCUGACCUUGCUUAAUCCACUGCCAAUAAAGACGAGACUUUGGUACCUAAGACUUGACAAUUUGACCUUCUGAUGGGUUUCCCUGUUUCUACCCUUCAUAAACUCGGUCAACCAAAAUAUGCCUCGCGCAAGCUAACCUGCAGAAAAUUCCGUUCGCCAUGUAUUAACCUUCAUUUUCUCUCAAUCUGACAGUGUCUCAAGUUCAAAAUGCUCAUACUUGUUUUCAACUUAUUGGAAGGACUCUCUACUCCAAUAUACCUCAUGCAUGCGCCGUCAAGGUCCCGAAUUUUUCAAUUCUUUUGUAUUGACCUCACUGCCUUCUUACCUCUUUCUUACUUUAUAUUGAUCCUUGAAAAUGCCUCCCUGCUUGCCAUCUGCCCCACCUCUCCAAACUUGGCCGUGCAUCAGUUUGAUAACAUUCCUAAGAAGGCUUUGGGACGUUUUGCCAUUUUCAGAGUUCAAAGUAAGUUUUGUUAUCCGUGUGUGUUUAUGUCACCACAUACAACCGUGAGAUUAAUUUUCCUGCGGGCGUACUCAGUAAAUGUAUAGAAUAGUAACUAUAACAGGAUCAAUGAAAGAUCAACCAGAGUGCAGAAGACAACAAACUGUGCAAAUGCAAAUAGUAAUAAUUACCAAGAGCAUGAAAUAACAAGAUAAAGAGUCCUUAAAGUGAGAUCAUCGGUUGUGGGAACAUCUCAAUAGAUGAGUGUAGUUAUCCCCUUUUAUGCAAGAGCCUGAUGGUUGAGGGGUAGUAACUGUUCUUGAACCUGCUGGUGCGAGUCCUGAGGCUCCUGCACCUUCUACCUGAUGGCAGCAGCGAGACGAGAGCAUGGCCCGAGCAGUGAGGAUCUCUGAUGAUGGAUGCUGCUUUCCCAGAUGUGCUCAAUGGCUGGGAGAGCUUUUACCCAUGAUGCACAGGGCCAUAUAAUCUUGUUAUUAAGUUCCAACCUUGGCAAUCAUUCAUUAGUUUUCUCUCUUGAAUGUUUUGUUGAAUUUGAGAAGAAAACCCACAGAUAUUUUGGAGAAGUCUUUCAAUUAAAGAGAGGGCUGUUGUUUCUUGUGAAGCUUUGCACUUACAGGAGGAAUUAAACUGGCGGUACUUAUCAUCAGCUCAGUCAGGCCAACCUGUCAAGACUGAUUUGAUUAAGUGGACAGCAAAGAUAAAGAAUAACCUUAUCCUGGCUGUUCUGUGCUGGGGAGUUUAAGAAGAAGCGUUACAUUAGAUCACUUCCGUUGCCUUCCUGAUCCAAUUGCAGCAGCCCCAGCGGAAAUAAAUCUUCUCGGUGAUUUGUAGCAGCUUGGUGUGGCUGCCGGCCUAUUAAUCAUGCUGUUAACCUGCAAGAUAUCGUCCUGGAAUUGCCAUUGCUCAUAAUACUAGACAGCAGCCAUAUUAGUGCAUGAUGGACGGCUGUAAAUUCAAACAGAAUACAGGUUGAACAAGGGUAUUAAUCCAGGCCCACUAUGACAUUGAGCCACAGAGCACUACAGCACAGAAACAGACCCUAUAACCCAUCUGGUCCAUGCCAGUCUAGCAUAGACCCCCACCCAGCUGCACCCAGACCCCUCCCACCCACGUACCUGUCCCAACUUUGCAUAAAUGUUACCUCUGUAACUUCUGUCAGUUCGCUUCACACCCACACCUCCCUCAGAGUACAGUAGUCCCCUUUUCAGAUUUCCCUUAAAUAUUUCCCCCUUCACCCGAAACGUAUGACCUCUGGUUCUAGUCUCACUCAACCUGAAGGGGCAAAGAAUGCAUCCGUUCACCUUGUCCCUACCCCUCACAAUUUUGCAAACCUCUAUAAGAUCUCCGCUCAUUCAUCUAUCUCCUGGAGAAAUAUUCUCUCUGAAACAGUGACCAGCAGGGGCCCAAAGCUGCUCACAAUACUCCCGAAGUGAGGCCCCACAGUGCUUUAUAAAAUCUCAAAAUUACAUCCUUGCUUUUAUAUUUUAGUCCUCUCGAAAUGAAUGCUAACAUUCAGACUCAAGCUGCAAAUUAACCUUUAGGGAAUCCUGCACCAGUCCUGGUGAAGGGUCUCUGCCUGAAACGUCGCCUGUUUACUCCUUUCCAUAGAUGCUGCCUGGCCUGCUGAGCUCCUCCAGCAUUUUGUGUGUGCUGCAAGGACUCCCAAGUCUCUUUGUUUUCUGUAUUUUCUCUCCGUUUAGAAGAUAACAAACCCUUUAAUUUCUUCUACAAAAGUGCAUUAGAUUAGAUUAGAUUAGAUUAUGAGGACACUCAGUCCUCUUUUAUUGUCAUUUAAUAAUGCAUGCACUAAGAAAUGAUACAAUGUUUCUCCGGAAUGAUAUCACAGAAACACAUGACAAACUGACUGAAAAACUGACAAAAACCACAUAAUUAUAACAUAUAGUUACAACAGUGCAAAGCAAUACCGUAAGUUGAUAAAGAACAGACCAUGGGCACGGUAAAAAAAGUCUCAAAGUCUCUCGAAAGGCCCAUCACUUCGAUACACUUCCUGACAUUGUACUCUGUCUACCACUUCUUUGCCCAUUCUCCUAAUCUGUCGAAGACCUUCUGUAGCCUCUCUACUUUCUCAAAGCUACCUAUCCCUCCACCGAUCUUCGUAUCGCCUGCACUCUUUGCAACAAAGCCAUCGAUUCCACCAUCCAGAUCACUGACAUAUAACGUAAUAAAAGGAUCAGUCUCAACACAGGCCCAUGUGGAACACCACUAGUCACUGACAGCCAACCAGAAAACGCUCCCUUUAUUCCUACUCUUUGCUCCCUGUCAAUCUGCCAAUGCUUUAUCCAUGCUGGAAUACCAUGAGCUCAUAGCUUGUUCAGCAGCUUUGUCAAAAGCCUUCUGAGGUGAACAGGGUGUGUGUGCAUGUCAGGGUGCCGUCCUGUUAUUGUGAGUUGGAACCAACUUGACAUAAGACAUCCAAAGUUACUGGAAAUAAUUCGGAAAAUGUGCCACUCUGGUAGUUGAUGGUGGGGCUAUUCUCCGAUCUUGGCAAUUUACUUGUAAAUGUUUUAUCACCGUGCAGGGAGACAUCGACAGUGCACUGUUACUGUUUCAGAAAAAGCAAAAGGGUUUAUCCUGUCAGUCCUGGUGAAGCGUCUCGACCCAAAAUGCUGACUCUCCAUUUGCAUCCACAGAUGCUACUUGACCUGUUGAGUUCCACCCGCAUUCUGCGUGAUGGUUAGGUUUCUUUCGGUCAAUACUUACUUACACUUCAGUUAAUGUCACUAAAAUGGGUUUUGCCUGAAAUAUUAUCCUAGCAAGUUUCAGUAAUCCACCCAUGAGCUAAAAACCGCCAUUUGUACUCUGCCCCUGAACCUCAUUAAUACUGAAGUCGAUUUCGGAGAUUGACUAUAAUGUGUUAUUGGUAAGACCGUUACUGAUGGAUUUCUCAGCAAUGAUUUGUUCUUUAAUAUGUUACUGAUUGUGGAAACAGUGUUGUACAUUGGCAGCUGUGUUUGCAACGUUAAAAAUUCAAAAAUCUCUUUAUUAUCAAAUGAUUUACAAGCAAAUGUCCCAAGGCUGUGAAAGGUGAUUUAUGAGAGAGCUUUUUCGUAGCUUUGUAUUCAGGAUCAUCUCAUGGAGCCUGUGAGAUGGUUGAAGACCUUGUUCUUGUUUCAAUUAGAGAUAAAAGCUUCCUUUCUCGUUAGCCCAUCUUUCUUCGACUGAUUGCUUCUGGAUGUAAUGGAUUAACCUGAGUAAAUUAAUCCAAACACAAUGUAUUGGAAGGUUCGAAUCUCUUCCUCUCUCUUUACAAAUUAAAUCUCUUAUUAUGGGCAUUUUUUUUUGCAGAGCUAAAAAUAGAUAAUGGUUUACCAACAACAAUAUCUAAAUUCUAUAUUGGUUUUCUCUCUUAGUACAUAUUUCUAAACUUGAAUGUUAGUUAGAACAUCUAAAGCAUCCUGUUAGCUUAAUUCUGUUUCAGCUUCUAACAAGAUUUAAUGAGUGUGGGCAUCUACCAACUGGAGACCUUCAAAGUAAGUUUUAUUGUCAAAGUACAUGUAUGUCACCCUGAGAUCCAUUUUCCUGGGGGCAUACUCAGCAAAUCUGUAGAAUAGUAACUAUAACAGGAUCAAUGAAAGAUCAAUCACAGUGUGGAAGACAACAGACUGUGCAAAUGUAAACAUAAAUUAAUAGUAACUAAGUAACGAGAAAAGAGUCCUUAGUGAGAUCACUGGUUGGGCAUCAUCAUCAUCAUCAUCUCAAUGGAUGGGCAAGUGAGUGCAAAAAUCACUUUGUUAAAAAUCCUGAUGAUUGAGAAUGUUCUUAAACUAGGUAUUGCAAGUCCUGAGGCUCCUGAACCUUCGACCUGACCACUUGAUCUCUUGCAUGAAGGUUUUUGUGAAGGCAUGGACGUGUUUCCGUAGCCCUUUCAUGUUGGGAGACUGAGUAAAGCCGAGCCCUGGCUCAUGACACCAGACUGCCAGCCUCAACGCCCUUUACUUUGAUAAUCUUGAACGACUUAUCAGGAACAGAUUGGAUUUGGAAGAUCUCACUAUGACCUUCACAGAGUUGAAAGAGAGCUUGCUGGGCUGAGACACUAACAAUACGCCAGCCAGUUGAUACUGAACGUGAGGAAUAGGAAGUCAAGUCCUUCAACAUCUUCAAUUAUUGAAGUUUGAUCAGUUUUGCUUCAGAAGAUCAAUUCAACCAGAAUUUGUUGGGUAGCUGCAGGAGUCACGGUUUCACCAAAGCCGGAGCCAAUGGCUCCAAAAAUGAUAUGGGGACAGAGUGUGAGGAAUCUAUAGUAUCCUAUUUCAUCCUGCUCCUGAAUAAUAAAUUUCUAAAUUAGUUGCAAAGCUUCAAUAUCCUCUCACGAGCUAUACGUUGCCUUGGGACUAUCUGCAAACAGAGGACCAGAGGGGAAGCAUCUCAGUGUCAAGUUAGAGUCAUGAUCACAAGUCAUACUGUGUAAGAACAAAACUCUAUGGUCCAACUGGCCCAUCUUGGCCAAGAUCCAUAUCUAAGCUAGUCCCGUUAGGACCAUGGAUCACUAUGACAUAAAAGAAUGUUGGAGACCCCUGGACUAAACCUUCCCUGUCCAUGUACCUGCCCAAGUACCUUUUUCAUGUUGUUAAUGUGCCUGCUUCAACCACGUCCCCUGGCAGCUCUUUCCAUGUGCUGACCACCCUCUGGGCAAAGAAGUUGCCCUUCAAGUUCCUAUUAAAUCUCUUUCCUCUCACCUUAAACUGAUGCCCUCUGGUUCUUGACUCCCCAACCUGGAAAAAGUCUGCGUAUUCACACGAUCUUCUAAGUGCCCUUCAUAAAUUUAUACACCCCUGCAAGAUCACCCGUCAUUCUCCUGUGCUCUAGCGAAAAAAGUCUGAAGCUGCUCGACCUCUGUCCGUAAACCUGUCCGAUAAAAUUCAGUUCUAUUAAGUGAAAUUUGCUCUGAGGAAAAAGAGCAAAAUGAAAACAUCCGUGCCUGUUUCCACUGUAGCUACAACUUACUGCCUUUUGAAUUUCAAAUUUCAAAACUUUGUCAUCAGAAUAGCAUUGGUCGUGACCGUGUUUCGAACUCCACAAGUAAAGAUGAAGAAAACUUUUGUCUGGCAUGCAAGAAAUAGUUGAUACAUUUUACUCUAUACUUACUGUGAAAUAAUUUCUGCUUGUCACAUCGCUGCGGAGUUUUUAUUGCUCUGCGUCUCAAUGAGAUUGAGGACUGAUGUUCCCAGCCCUUCUACCACCGUUGGUCAUUUACUCCUGCAGGCUCUCUUGCUUAUUCUGUUUGCUCAGCACUUAGAUGGGGCAUUAUAGAAUCAUAGAAUGGAACCAGGCCAUUCGGCCCAACUCACCCAUGCUGACCACAGUGCCCAGCAAGCUAGUCCCAUUUGCCUUAUUUCAGCCCAUAUGUGUCUAAACAUUUCCUGUCCAUGUACUUACCCAAAUAUCUUUUACAUUUUGUUAUUGUACCUGCCUCGACCACUUCCUCUGGCAGCUCAUUCCUUAUAUGCACCCCCUUCUGCAUGAAUGUUGCCCUUCAAGCCCCCUUUAUCUCUUUCAUCUCACACUCUAUUCUUAUGCCCUCCAGUUUUUAGUUCCUCUUCGCUUCAUUUUAUCUGUAACCCUCAUGAUUUUAUAUACCACUGUAAGGUCACCCCUCAGUUUUCUAUGCUCCAAAUAAUAAAGUCCUAGCCUACCCAACCUGUCCCUUUCUUCUGUUUUUGAAGUCACAUUAUGGGGGCACGUGGCCAAGCGGUUACGGUGUUCGUCUAGUGACCUGAAGGUCGCUAGUUCGAACCUCAGCUGUGGCAGCGUGUUUGUGUCCUUGAGCAAGGCACUUAACCACACAUUGCUCUAGUGUCUGUGCGAGGAAUGGUGCCCCACACAGACUUCCAAUCUGCGCCUUGUAAGGCAUGAAAAUGCCCGACGCAGGCCUCUCGUGGUCUGAGUUGACGUUCGAUGUAUGGGGGCAGGAGUAGGGAUGAUCCAAACCUACCUUCUAUGAGUUCACAACCAUUGGACAAUGUGAGUGAGCAAAAUUUGAAAGUUAUAACGAGGCCUGGAAAUUGUGGCUUGAUGGCAAGUGCCCAACUGUGAGUGUAGGAGGUGAGAGAGAGAAAGAAGACAAACCAGACGCAUUUAAUUUGUAGUUUUCUGCUUCAUACCAUUGACCGCGAAAAAAUAAAAUCCCAUUAAGCUGGAUGACAGUAUUAAAGUGAUGAGAACUUGCCAAUCAAGAGUAGAUAAGUGUAUGCCUUUCAUUAGGAUUCAGUUUUGUGCAAGAAAUCUGCCGUAGUCAUUAAGAGAGCUGGGAGCUGUAGAGGUUUCCCCACUGGAUACACUUACUGUCUUGUUUAUAUUACAUGGUUGUCACGGCUACCUCAGUGGCCCUCGACAAGAAUAAUCAAUCUGCAAAAAUAGACUGGCGCCCUGCAGGACCUGCUCCUACCCACGGUAAAAGAAAGAGUGGGCCUCCUGAGAAGGUGGUGGGGGGGGUGUUGGAGGGGGGCAGAUCAGUGAAUAAUGAGAUCUGUAUUCAACAAUCGAAACUGAAAAUACUCAAAGCUGUGUUUGGAAGAUUCAUGAUCUUGUCGACAAAUAUUUAACAGGUGGUAGGUGUAAUCUGAGGAAAAGUAGCACACUUUGAACCUUGCCCUCUGACAAAUUAUGUAAAUAGAUUAAAAAAAAACUGUACAAAUUUUAAUGCAUUAUUGUGUGAAUUAAAUGACGUCUGUAUAACAACGUUCCCCGCGCAGCAUAUGGGAACCAAAUGGGGAUUGGAACAUCAGCUUCUGAUUAUUUGUACAAUUGUAUUGUGUGCGCUAUUAGAUUCCACCUUUUGAAGAAGCAUGUAAAUAUUUUUAAUAGGAAGUAUAUCAUAAAUGAAUCAUGGUUGUCUUGUAUAUAAUCCUUGUAGACUCGUAGCAUUCUUGAACUUCUAGAACUGUGUCUUUCCAAUUUGUUAACUCUUUUAUUUCAAGUUGCUGGCCAUGAGAAAGGAUUUUAAAAAUAAAAGAUUUUGCCUUUUUUUAUUAUAUAUAUCUGUGCUGUGCCCAUUUAUAAAAUAAAUAAAACAACUGA
Molecule: messenger RNA, 15881 nt
Organism: Mobula hypostoma (lesser devil ray)
Lineage: Eukaryota; Metazoa; Chordata; Chondrichthyes; Myliobatiformes; Myliobatidae
Product: syndecan-3-like
Exons: 5
Coding region: 274-1401 (375 amino acids)
Biological process (GO): cell migration
Cellular component (GO): cell surface; membrane
Source: RefSeq, a predicted model, not a curated record